AUCGAGCAGGAGUUCCCCUUCUAUUGCUUUUUGCCUGCUGUGAAAUGGGAAAAGAGGAGGCGGGAUUACUGUGGGCCUGGUAUUGACGGUUAUUUGGAUGAGACGGGGCUGUAAUUCAAUUUCCAGCAAAGGCACUGCCCGUUGCAUACAAGUCAGACAGUGCCACUGGAUUUAAUUGGCUAAGUUUGUGAGUAUACAAGUUUGACUGCAGUUUUCAUUACUAGUGAUCCUGCACACGUCUUCGUACUUUGUGCAUAGUUCUGGUAAGAACGUGAGGAAAAAAUCACGACACUGUGGAUUACCAUCUGUUUAUCAAUACUCUUCGAUGUAAUGUUGUAAAGUAACAUGGUUCUGGUGAAUGGAUGAUACAGAACCUGACCAAACUGUUUCUGAGAGUAAUUUAUAAUAUAUACCGGGAUUCAUUAUGGAGAACCUGCCACAAGCUACAGGUGGGGAGGACCCCAACAAAAACGGGAAAAGAAAACCGAAUGAAGACGACAGUAAAAACAAACCUAAAUUGAACAUACACAUAAAAACUUUGGCUGAUGAUGUGCGGGACAGAAUCACCAGUUUAAGGAAAUCUGUUCCCAAGCGUGAGAAGCUUCUCAUUCAGCACCCGACAGACCCGCUGACCAUUGCCAACGAGCUGCCCGCCCCGCAGUCCCUCUUCGACGAGCGAUCCAUGAACCUUUCCGAGAAGGAGAUCUUCGACCUCUUUGAGAAGAUGAUGGAAGACAUGAAUCUCAAUGAGGAUCGCAAGGUUCCACUGCGUGGGAAAGACUUGAGCAUCAAAAGAGAGAUGGUUGUCCAAUACAUCUCCGCAACUGCCAAAUCUGGAGGCCUGCGGAACAGCAAGCACGAGUCUACGCUGUCAUCACAGGAAUACGUGCACGAGUUGCGCUCCGGAAUCACAGAUGAGAAGCUCCUCAACUGCCUGGAGUCUCUGAGAGUCUCUUUAACCAGUAACCCUGUAAGCUGGGUUAAUAACUUUGGACAUGAAGGUCUGGGGCUGCUGCUGGAUGCUCUGGAGAAGCUGCUGGACAAAAGACAGCAAGAAGGAAUUGACAAAAGGAAUCAGCACAAGCUUAUCCAGUGUCUCAAGGCGUUCAUGAACAACAAGUAUGGCUUGCAAAGGAUACUGGGAGACGAGAGAAGUCUUUUGCUUCUGGCCAGAGCUAUUGACCCAAAACAAACCAGCAUGAUGACAGAAAUAGUGAAAAUACUCUCUGCCAUUUGCAUUGUUGGAGAGGAAAACAUACUUGAUAAGAUCCUGGCAGCCAUGACGAUUUCAGCUGAGCACAAUAAUAAAGAACGCUUCGCUCCUGUUGUGGAGGGGUUGGACAACCAAGAAGCGCCCCAGUUACAGGUGGCAUGCAUGCAGUUAAUCAACGCCCUGGUCACCUUUCCAGAGGAUCUGGACUUCAGGAUACACCUUCGGAAUGAGUUCCUACGCUGUGGGCUGAAGAAAAUCCUCCCUGAGCUGAAAGAGACGGAGGAACUUGAUAUCCAGUUGAAGGUGUUCAAUGAAAACAAGGAGGAAGAUUUAAUUGAAUUAAAUCACCGGCUUGAAGACAUCCGAGCUGAAAUGGAUGAUAUGAACGAGGUCUACCAUUUACUGUCCAACAUGGUGAAAGAUACAGGGGCAGAGAAUUACCUUCUUUCCAUGCUGCAGCAUCUCCUCCUCAUCAGGAAUGAUUAUUACAUUAGGCCGCAGUACUACAAGGUGAUUGAAGAAUGUGUUUCCCAGGUCGUGCUUCACCGCAGUGGGAUGGACCCUGACUUUGCAUACCGAGGGAGGCUGGACAUUGACCUCACUCACCUUGUUGAUAUGUGUGUGGAUAAAGCAAAAGUGGAAGCAAGUGAACAAAAGGCAUCCGAUUUUUCCAAAAAGUUUGAUGAAGAGUUCACAGCUCGACAGGAGGCGCAGGCUGAGCUCCAGAAACAAGAGGAGAAAGUCAAAGAGCUGGAAGCACAGAUCCAGACACUGCAGGCCCAGGAAAAGGUUAUUUCUCGUCAGGAUCCCACCCCCGACCCCCCACCUAGGGUGUGGGGAGGGGGUGGAGGUCCUCCACGGGGGGGAGGGGGUCCUCCUCCCCCACCUCCCCCGGGGGGAGGGGGUCCCCCUCCCCCUCCUCCUCCCCCCCUCCACUGCGGGAUUCGCCCCCCACCACCAACCCCACCGCCACCCCCAGGGGGUCCAGGGGCACCCCCACCUCCACCCAUGUUCGGAGGUCCCCCCCCACCUCCUGUUAUCAAACUGCCUUAUGGACUCAAGCCUAAGAAGGUGUACAAGCCUGAAGCUCCCAUGAAGAGAGCUAACUGGUCCAAGAUUGUGCCUCAGGAAAUGACAGAAAACUGUUUCUGGAUUAAAGUCAAAGAAGAGAAGUUUGAGAGCCCUGAUCUCUUCGCUAACAUGACCCUCCUAUUUGCCACCAAGACCAAAGUGAAAAAGGAUUUGGAUGAGCCAGAUGAUUCCAGGGCUCCACAGAUAAAGAAAAAAGUGAAGGAACUGCGCAUUCUGGACCCCAAAACAGCCCAAAACCUGUCUAUCUUUCUGGGUUCAUUUCGCUUGCCUUAUGAAGAGAUCAGAGACAUCAUUCUGGAGGUGGAUGAGGAGAGGCUGAGCGAAGCGCUGAUCCAGAACCUGAUAAAGAACCUGCCGGAACAAAAGGAGCUGACUGCUUUAGCGGAGCUGAAGGACGAGUACGAGGAGCUGUGUGAAUCAGAGCAGUUUGGCAUCGUGAUGAGCUCGGUGAAGCUGCUGCGGCCCCGGCUCAACGGGAUCCAGUUCAAGCUGACGUUCGAGGAGCAGUUCAGCAACAUCCGGCCUGACAUCAUGAACGUGACCUUCGCGUGCGAGGAGGUCAAGAAGAGCGAGAACUUCACGAGGCUGCUGGAGCUGGUGCUGUUGGUGGGGAACUUCAUGAACUCUGGCUCCCGCAAUGCACAAACAUUUGGCUUCAACAUUAGCUUCCUCUGCAAGCUUCGAGACACCAAGUCUGCUGACCAAAAGACGACCCUGCUGCACUUUCUGGCUGAUAUGUGCGAGAAGAAACAUUCAGACAUUCUGAAGUUUACUGAUGAGCUGACACACGUGGAGAGUGCCAGUAAAGUCUCUGCCCAGAUCCUGAAGGCCAGUCUCGACACCAUGGAGCGACAAAUCCAGCGCCUGGAGAAUGACAUCAAAAACUUCCCCAAUAAUGACAACGAUCCUGAUAAGUUUGUUCAAAAGAUGGCUGGCUUCUCCAAGUAUUCGCGGGAGCAGUUCGAGAAGCUCUCCAUCAUGCACAAGAACAUGCAGAAGCUCUACGAGAGCCUGGGCAGUUACUUCGUCUUUGACCCGCAGGUCGUCAGUAUCGAGGACUUCUUUGGGGACCUCAGCAACUUCCGCUCCCUCUUCCUGGAAGCUGUGAAGGAGAACAACAAGAAAAGAGAGAUGGAGGAAAAGAUCAAGAGAGCCAAGCUGGCGAAAGAGAAAGCUGAGAGAGAGAAGCAGGAGAGACAGCAGAAGAAGAAGCAGCUGAUUGAUAUGAACAAAGAAGGAGACGAGACUGGUGUGAUGGACAGUUUAAUGGAGGCGCUGCAGUCAGGGGCUGCGUUCCGUGACCGGAGAAAACGAACGCCUCGAAAUGGUGAGCAAAACCCACCCAGCCCGACAUCGCGGUGGCCAUUUGCUAAUAAGGAUAACCGACGGCCAGUUUUGGAAAGGUCACGUUCACGUCACAAUGGAACCCCUUCUGCUGUAUGAUUUUCCCAACCUCCCCUCAACAAAGUGCCAAAGAGACAGUGCUGGGAUGUGAAGAGCUUUGAACAGACAUCAACAUCAUCACCAUCAUAAAACAGAAGUGAACUAAAUAGUUAUGGGCUUGAAAGAGGACCUGCAGAAAGCAAGAGGAGGAUCAAGAAAGUGGAAUGCAAUGUUUGGUCAUGCUGAUGGACACAUAUCCUGAGCCUUACAUAUGGAUUGUGUUUCUUUUCUUUUUUUAAAUUGAAUGCAUUAAGAGUGACACGUCUGUCUAUUCCUGGCUUACUUGAUGGUGUAGAUGUGCAGAGGUGCUUUCUAUGCCAAGUGAGUGUAAGUCUGCAUGGCUUCUUGUGCCUGCUCAUCAAUAGGAUUUAUAGGUUGCUUGCUCUGGUACCCUUUUUCAGUUCUUUCUUUUGAAUUUUAGCACUGUGCCAAGACUACAGCCUGUAAUUUAGAGGCACAUAUUGUAUUCUAAAUAACAUUAUGCUAUCUUAAAAAAAAAAAAAAAAAGAAAUGUGUUUAUUAUUUGAGUUUGAAUUGCUAAACCGAACAAUUUUAUAGAAAGCUGGUUUUCAACAAAAUAGGGAAGGUUUGACACACAUUAGCCUAACAUGCAAGACAACGACUACAGCCGUUUGCUACAUUGACUAAUACUCUAAUGUAUGGGUAUGUCUGGUGCUGUGUCUUGUGGUCUGACUGUAUCUCCUUUAGCCACUGGUAAAAUGACUAUGUGCCUGUUUACUGAGAUGGAAUGGAUGACAGCCGUGGUGAAAGUGAAAGCUCAGAUUGAGAAUGAGAGUCUGUGGAAUGCGUCGUCUUUUUUUUUUUUUUUUAUUUAAAGUAACAAGUAGCAUUGGACAAUAUUACAUACAAAUAUUUUAAAAGUAUUGUUAAGGUUUAUCAUCACUGACCUAUUCUUGCAAGAUGAAAAAUGUAUAAAGAUACUGUACGCAAAAUAUAAUAAUAAUAAGGGUUUCAGAAUUUACAUUUCACACAGUUGAAAUGAAUUAUGUCAGCUUUAGGGUCUUAAUCAUAGGUUCAGGAACCUACACAGCCACUACUAAAUUCAAAGUAUUUACUUGUGUUUAGUUUUUUAACAGCCCCAAGCAGUUCUGACUUCUUUGGAUGUGCACAGUGGGGCAGAUCCACAGCCAGACACUUCUUUCCAAGUCUAAAACAGUAUAACGACAGGAGUUUGAAACAACAUGGCGCCUGUCUUUAGGAGGGAUCAUUAACAGCCCCCUACACAGAAUUUCAUCUUCCCUUUGGGCGAAAGCAGCCAGCUACCAGUGUUAAGCAAUUCACAACAUUAUUAUUAUCAUGAAGCCUCUGGCAACAUAAAUCACGCUUUAAAAGUAAUCAAAACAGAUGCUUUGCAAAUAGAAAUAACUCUCUCUGUCUCAUAUUUGUGGGCAGAUAACACACAUUGUUAAUGUUAACACACAUUGCUAAUGCAAGCAGCUUGUAAAGGGAAACCCGUACAGUUUUAUAUCUUUCAUUAGUGUAGAUUGUAAGCUCUUACAUAAGGAGAAUCGUAUUCCUUUCUUUUCACAUAUAGAUGCCAAGCAGACACAUUCAUUAUGUACUGAAGAGCACCAGACAAACAUAAAUGAACAAUCACAGCAGUUGUGCAUGCAUGCACAGGCAUUUUACAACAUGUACAGUGCACACAUGCAGCACUGUCCGAUUCAUUUAUUAGACCCCUCCGCCCCCUCACCACGCACACAUUUCAAUUACACAUGAAAACACAGUUUGGCAUGAUGGUGUGCUUCUGUUUUUUUGGCCUCUCUUUAAGAGGUCAGUGUGGCAGAAGAUCUUGUCUGUAUAAGAUGAACUAUGCAUGCCUAUGGAAGCAUGCCAAGAGCUUGUCAGAGAGCAAUUAGGAAACUACAUUCACAGAGAACCGCAGUCACGUUUCCAGUAACUAACUAGACGAUACACUCAGGCCGGUACAUAUAUACAAAUACAUACAAGUGUUUACUUGGAUAACAAGUACAGAAGUGAUGGGGUUGUAAAACAAAUGCAUUCAAAAGUGCAACAAUGAGUGACCAGAUGUGUACAUGACAUCUGACUGCAUUAUUAAUGUAUAAUACUGAAGCUGGCUUUUUACAUUGAUGAAGCAGUGACUGGAAAUCACAAAAAAUAAUCUUCACACUCACUGAAAAUUAUUAAUGUUCCUCAAUUGUAUUGAACCAGUUAAAACCAGGCAAAAUGAGUGCAUUUUAAAGAGCAGCUUAGUAGGGGCAUAAAUGCCUGUUAGUUAAUGUACUAGUGUUGUUGUUUACAGCUAUGGCCAAAAUUUUUUUGUGUGU
Polyodon spathula (Mississippi paddlefish) is the source of this 6057-nucleotide messenger RNA. Its product is annotated as protein diaphanous homolog 2-like. Gene Ontology annotation, molecular function: actin binding; microtubule binding; small GTPase binding. The record is from RefSeq and is a predicted model, not a curated record. Gene Ontology annotation, cellular component: actin filament; cytoplasm. Gene Ontology annotation, biological process: actin filament polymerization; actin cytoskeleton organization. NCBI's taxonomy places the organism in Eukaryota, Metazoa, Chordata, Actinopteri, Acipenseriformes, Polyodontidae.